AUGCUUCGGAUACGAUCUAUCUGGCUCUUAACUGCUUUAUUGGCUCUUGGAUCUGCCAAGAGCAUUCCAGAUUAUAGAGAGGCUCGAUUACUGGGUAAUAUUCUUGGUGGAGGUGGCAAAGGAGGUCUUCUGGGAUUAGGCGGUACUGUUAAUGGUUUAACUGGAGGACUGCUUGGAGGAAACGCUAAUGGAGGAGGUCUUGUCGGUGGACUUCUUGGAGGUGGUGCAAACGGGGGACUUGGUGGAGCAGUAGGUGGUCUUGUCAACGGAGUUACUGGCCUUGUAGGCCUUGGUGGUAACGGACAAUUAGGCCAUGCAGUAGGUGGUCUUGUCAAUGGAGUCACUGGCCUUGUCGGUCUUAACGGUAACGGAGGAUUAGGCGGAACAGUUGGUGGUCUUGUCAAUGGAGUUACUGGGCUUGUCGGUCUUAACGGAAACGGAGGAUUAGGCCAUACAGUAGGUGGUCUUGUCAAUGGAGUCACUGGUCUUGUCGGCCUUAACGGAAACGGAGGAUUAGGCCAUACAGUAGGUGGUCUUGUUAAUGGAGUCACUGGCAUCGCUGGUCUUAACGGUAACGGAGGAUUAGGCCAUACAGUAGGUGGUCUUGUCAAUGGAGUCACUGGCAUCGCUGGUCUUAACGGUAACGGAGGAUUAGGCGGAACAGUUGGUGGUCUUGUCAAUGGAGUCACUGGCAUCGCUGGUCUUAACGGUAACGGAGGAUUAGGCGGAACAGUUGGUGGUCUUGUCAAUGGAGUGACUGGCAUCGCUGGUCUUGGUAAUGGUGCUGGAAUUGGGCUCGGAGUCCAAAAAGGCUUCAACGCGGGAGUGAAUGCUGGAGUGAAUGCUGGAGUUGGUGCUGGAGUUGGGGCCGGAUUUGGAGCUGGCAAGAACCCAGCUUACAUUAAGGGAUUCGAUUAUGGUUUCGGUGCUGGAGUUGGGGCUGGUACCAUAAAGAAACUUGGAGGAGGUAAUAUUGCCACAGUUAUUCGUGAUAUCGAACCGGGAUUGCGAAUUAUUGCUGACGAAGAAAAUAUGAUAGAACAGGGUUUCCUUAAUGGAGUUGAAUCAGAACUCAUCGCAGAUAAUUCCAUCAGCUCUGCAUACCAACUUGAUGAACUUGAUAGCGAUAUCAAAGACCAACUCAAUGCAGAAAUAGUGUCUAAACAUCUCAGCUUCAACUAA
Auanema sp. JU1783 is the source of this 1182-nucleotide messenger RNA. Lineage: Eukaryota; Metazoa; Nematoda; Chromadorea; Rhabditida; Rhabditidae. The record is from the annotation of a GenBank genome assembly.